UACCAAUUAUAAUGUUUGCGCCGAUUUUCCCUUCGCAAUUGCGUCUGCAAAUGUCUGCAAACGUCAUUAGUGGGAGUGUGUGUGUGAUUGAACCGGUUCAAAAAAAAAUAAAAAAUAAAAUGAAGAGGUCGUGAACCUUUUAAUAAAUUUCUUCUUUUUCUCCUUUCAUUUUCUCCCUUUUGAUUAUUUUUUAUUUACAAUUUAAAAAAAUUUUUCAUUGCGCAGUUUGUGGUUUCUUUUUGGCCAGUAAACCUUUAUUUAUUUAAUUAGUCGAGAAAAUAGUUUAUUAGGUGGGGGAGAACUUUAUAUAGGUAUUUUAAUAAAUAUUUUGUUUGUUUCAAUUUUUUAGUACUUUUAUUUUAUUGUCAUAUGAUUUUUGUUGAUUUAAAAUAAAAAAUAUGUUUACUUGUUUUUUAAAUUGUAAAUACAGUUUGGACCUCACAGUCAUAUCUACUAGAGAUCGAGCUGGGCUUGGACCAAGGCCUGGGUUUUUCCUGGCCAGAGUCCUGUACCCAGAGGCAUUUUUUACCUUCCUGGGUCUUUCCUGGGUUUUUCCUGGGUAUGUGUUCCUGGACUACAGGCCCAGGGUCUGUCCCAGGUUAAUAAAUCAAACCAGGAACCCAGGAACAGGCCCAGGCUUUUCAAAAAUCUCGAUCUCUAAUAUCUACCAUUGGGACUACCAUUGGCAUACACCCUUGGACUAGAAAAAAUCCUAACUCAUAAUGAGGUGUGUUUUAAAUAAAUUAGCGUCCAUUGGCGCAUCCCCCACCCAAUGCCCAACUAAUUUUUAAGAUAACGUCUCUUAGAUAGAGGUGUAUUGGGGAUAUCCCUAUAAUGAUUUCGACUGUAUUUAAUUUAAAAUUUUAGAGAAUUUAAAGAAAGAUUUUUAAAAAUGGUCCAAAUGUGGUGUAUGGAAGCAUAUCCAAGUGGAGAUCCUCGAUUACCUCACCAUUGCUUUCCUCCAAAAGUUGUUAAUCCUGAUGAAUUAACUAAAAAGACUGGUGCUCAGUAUUAUAAGUUAGAUAUUGAAGACCAAAUUGCAUUAUCCAAACGUAUAGCUAUAGUCAAACUUGAACGGAACCUUUCACGUGAGGAUACGCUAACUUUGGAUGCUCAAUCAACCGUUGAUUUUGAAGAUAAAAUGAAGGAAAUGUUUGAAGAAACAGAAUGUGAAGAAGACCAAGCUAGAAUGGUUAUGGAUGGCUCUGUUUAUUUUGAUUUGGAAGCAAAUGAUGGACAAUGGAUUCGGGUACUUUGUGAAUAUGGCGAUUUAAUUUUAAUCAAAGCUGGUACUUGGUAUAGAAUGGCAACAACACCAAAGAAUUUUGUGAAAAUUCGUCGCUUCUUCAAGACAGACGAAAACAAGGAAAAUUGAG
Messenger RNA from Meloidogyne enterolobii, 1376 nucleotides. The record is from the annotation of a GenBank genome assembly. NCBI's taxonomy places the organism in Eukaryota, Metazoa, Nematoda, Chromadorea, Rhabditida, Meloidogynidae.